This is a messenger RNA of Misgurnus anguillicaudatus (oriental weatherfish), 3334 nucleotides long. RefSeq names its product coiled-coil domain 40 molecular ruler complex subunit (gene ccdc40). Gene Ontology annotation, biological process: axoneme assembly; epithelial cilium movement involved in determination of left/right asymmetry; heart looping. Lineage: Eukaryota; Metazoa; Chordata; Actinopteri; Cypriniformes; Cobitidae. The record is from RefSeq and is a predicted model, not a curated record. Gene Ontology annotation, cellular component: cytoplasm; cilium.
CUAUGUUUAUAUGUUCUCUAAAAAAUAAAUAAAUAAAUAAACGUCCUGACGUAUGAACGUACGCCUUCCGUUGGUAACCAUCAAAAGUGCGUCUUAGCAACGCUUAGUACACACUGCAGGUUUCGCUUUACUGCGUGGAUUGAACAAGCUGCACAGAAAACACUGUUUUACCCAAAAUAAUUAAGUACAACUGUGAAUUUAACGAAAAUAGAAAAUAGACGAGAAAGAGGAAAAUAAACAGUCUCAUUACAGCUCUCUACCACACAAAAAAACAGGAGAUGGAGGGUGGUGGAAGUGAUGAAGAUCGGUCGGAGUAUCAGAUGAACGAGCAGGAAGAGACUCUUGCACGAGAUAUUCCCACUGAGCAAGAAAGAAAUAAUUUUGAAAUGAUUUUCUCACAAAGUGGAUUAAUUGAGCUGUCAGACAGUCAUGAUGGAGGCACUGAUCACUUUGAGACCAGUGGACCCGUGCUGUUGUCCAACUCUGCAAUAGACAACACGAACACACCUGUUCGACCCCAGCAAAGUGACAUAGAGACAGAAUGGAUAGUCGGAGAACAGGAAAACGAGCAAGAACAGCAACUUGUGGUGAUGGAUCCUGAGCAUCCUCUUAUGAAGAGAUUUCAGGCUGCGUUGAAAAACAACCUAAGUAAUAAACUGGAGAGACUGAACUUUGAUCUCCGUGAGAAGAGGAUAGUGGAGAAAGCAGAGGUUCAGAGGCAUCAGGAACUUGCUGAAGAAGUGUACAUGGUGCAGGAGAUGUUGGCCAAACUCCAGGGGUCUUUGGAAGCCAAUCAUGAAAGCAACGCCCAGGCUGCUUCCCAGCGGAGACAGGCUCAAGAUGAGCUAGAUGCAGUGAAGGAUCAAUACCAAGCCGUCGGUAGUCAAGCACACAAACAGCGUACACAAGUGUCUGAAUUACAAUCGAAGGUGGACAGCAUGGCCCUGGUGUUGCUUUUCAUGCAGAAGUCCAACAGUGACCUGCGCUUGGACAUCCAAGCCACAAUAAAUGCUUCAAACAAAGCCCAGAAAGAGAGGAUUCAAGCGGAGGAGCACAAACACGAGCAGGAUUUUUAUUUGGAUCGCUUGACCAAGCAUGUCGAGAAGCUCUCCGAGCAGAUCGCUCUUUAUGAGGUCCAAAUCACCGCUCAGAGGGAGGAGACCAAGGCUGCGAUGGAAACGCUUUCCGAGGCGCAGCUAGAAGUUGACUCUUUGUUUCUCGAGCGUAAGCAGUUGUUUCAGCAGUGGAACAGCAGCCUGGUAAUGAUGAGAAGGAGGGAUGAAGCCUACAAUUCCAUGCAGGAAGAACUGACGUCAGCCAAUGAUCAAAUGCGUUUUUUGGAAUCAGAGAUCAACGGCUAUAAAACAUCCAUUACACAGGAAGAGGAACAAAAUGAGCAACUUACUCUGCAUCAAAACCGUGCCCAAACUGACUGCACCACCUCACGCAAACUCAUUACACAGUCCCAGAACCAUCAGGGGGUCUUGCAGGCCCAGUACAGCACGUACGCACAAAUGACGCAGGAGACGGAGAAAACACUUAGCAUGCUGCGUGUGGAACAUGCGAUGUAUGAGUCCAAGCUUAAGGCUUUCAGGAAGCAGACUGAGAGAGAGUCUGCAGUGUGGUUGGAACUCCAAGAUCAGGUUAUGAACAAACUACAAGAGCGGUUUACGCAUGAAAACGCGGCAAAGUAUUCAUGUCGACUGACUGAUAAAACCACAGCACAGAGUAGAGAGAAGGAGGCCGAGUUAAUUAAGCUUGAGAAUGGCAUUAAUGCCGUAAAGCUGGAAGGCCUGGAGGCGGUAACGCGCUUGAAUUCUCUGGCCGCGCUACGUGCAGAACUUGAGCAAGAAAUGUCCCAACUACGCUUGUUGCUUUCUUCUCACGAAACGGAGAUCUCUAGACACAUGGCAGAUAUUGAAAGAAAGCAGUCCGUGAUCAGCCUUUUCAACAAGAAGAUCAAGGAGAUCGUAUCAAAUACUGGGCUUGAAGACCUGGGUCCUUUAGAGAUCUGUGCAGCCUCCCUCUGCAAGGAACUGGAGGAAAUUGGUGCGGAGGUCAAAGAACAGCAGCAGUUGUGGCUCUGGCAACAGGGAGAGCUCGUGAGAUUCACAGAGGAUAAGCAGGCUCACAAUUCUUCUCUACACACUCUACGCACACAGCUUACAAUACUUCAACAGACUAAGAUGAGAAGAGAGAGCGAGAUGGAGCAGGAUCAGCGUGAGCUGGAAGAUCUUGAGAGCCAGAUCAAGGCUGGCAUGGCAGACCUGAUGAAAAUCAGUUCUUUGCUGAGUAAGAACAGUGAUCUGAAUCAAGCAUUGCAGCAGAGUAACAGUCUGAUGGAGAAAGAGUUCAGGCUGAAACUCAAGGAGGCCGAGAGGGAGCUGAUUGAGACUCAGCUGAAGCUGGAGCGGUUAAAUAAAGAUAAAGAAGAAGUCGUGAACAGACUAGUGGAGGCGGAGCGACUUCUUAUGCUGUGGGAGAAAAGAACUCAGCUAAUGCAAGAGACUUUGUCUGCCAUAGACUCAGACAUCGGACAGGGAGAAAUACAAACCUUAAGAAAAGAUAUCCACCGCAUGGAGGUGCGAUAUGCUCAGUUAAUAAAGCAGCAGGAGCGGUUGUUGAGAGACAUGGAGUUGGUGGUGGCCAUGCGGGAAACCAUAAUGAUCCGGGGUGAAGCUCAAGUGCAAUCUGACCGUAUGCAGCCAACGCACACAGAAUACCACCACAUUUUCCAGCGUCUCCGCCAAAAGAUUUCACAAACCAAAAGGCAAUCAGAAGAGAGUGGAGGCAUUAUAGCUCAGCUGGAGGAGAGGCGUCAGUCUUUGAGUUCCAGUCUCAGAGAGAAACAAAUGCAUCUCGGUGACCUGCAGAAUACCAGAUCUGUUCUUUUUCAGGACCUCGGUGCAUUACAGGAGACAAAGGAAAGAAACUUAUCUCGUCUGCUCACCCUUCAGAGUCAGGGAAAACACCUGCAGGAUGUUAAGGUGGGACGAUAUCGUACUGUGGCGUCUGAAGACACUGCGCUCCAGCAGACUAAAGAGAAACUAGAGACACGACUGAGUAAGGUCGACUCAAUUCUUCAGCAGUUGACUCGAGAGGUCCCUCAACAUUACAGCACCUUUCACAGGCUCAAUCUCAUACUAAAAGAACACCUGCACAAUGGCUUUUACGACAGCUAAUAAGGACAGAUAUAAAUUACUAAAUAUAUCUGUGCAUGCAUGAUGUGAUGUAUUAGACAACAUCUCACAGAGUGUCAGUUUAUUAACAAAAAUCAUAUUUUGCUUUAAACUGAAUUGUGAAGUAUCCUCAAUAAAAUCUCUUUUGAACAGCC